CAGGUUGUAAAACAGCAUUAUUUGCGAAAUAGCCGUACAAAGGUAACAAAGCACAUACUGUUGUAAAUUAUUAGCUUAGCCUUAGAUUCAGUAUAGAAUAAAUUUUGUAAAAAUAUAUGAUAGUAAAAUUUAUAUAGUCUAUAUAUGCAUGCCAAUGUUAUGUCAAAAAAAAUAUAAGUAAACUGGAACAUUUGAAUAACAGGAAAUACGAACGUUAAACAAAAAAAGGAACUUUUAGCAUUUUAGUAAAUAAGACGGAUUGUACGUACGUGAGGGAAGUUUGUGGGUUGAUUUGUGGUCAACCAAGCGAGGAAGAUGUGCAUAAUAUGCGCACUCCAUUGAACUUCCUCUGGGAAAAAGUUCCCACAGCAUGAAAAGUAAGAGAGUAUAAAUACGAGUUAGAUUGUCGAAGAAAGGGAAUGAUAAAAAUACGAAGGUACAAACAUGUAUUGCCCGGUAUACGGUUGUAAAAGUGACUUUAAAAAAAACAUGAGCAGUCUACAUUUCUUUCGGUUUCCAAACCGAAACUCAGGAGCCCAGCAAAAGAGAAGAAAGGCAUGGAUUGAAUUUUGCAAACGCAAAGCAUUCGAGCCAUUGGCGAACAGUAGAAUUUGCUCGCUUCAUUUUGCCGAAGACGCGUACGAAGCAGGACAUUCGCCACAGUUUCUGGAGCGACUAGAGUGUAAAGAAGCGUUUCGAAUACGACUGAAGAGCGAUGCCGUGCCAACUUUGAAUAAAGCGUUGCCCGAAACUACUAGUGCAAGUAAAACAAGGAUGCAUGCGGAGAAAAGAUGACGGAAAAAGGUAAUAAUAAUUCUCGUUUCAGAGCGUAAUUCAUGUCAUUUAUGUUUCUACAAAAUCAUAAUUAUAGUAAUCAAGUAUAGCUGCAGUAUAUGCCUUACCAAUCGGGCAAUACUCGCCAAAAGUCACUGCAGAGCCAUAGGUCUCAGAG
Molecule: messenger RNA, 952 nt
Organism: Paramuricea clavata
Lineage: Eukaryota; Metazoa; Cnidaria; Anthozoa; Malacalcyonacea; Plexauridae
Source: the annotation of a GenBank genome assembly